Messenger RNA from Notolabrus celidotus (New Zealand spotty), 3689 nucleotides. It is a transcript of the gene hmgcs1, whose product is annotated as 3-hydroxy-3-methylglutaryl-CoA synthase 1 (soluble). The record is from RefSeq and is a predicted model, not a curated record. Gene Ontology annotation, biological process: acetyl-CoA metabolic process. The transcript has 10 exons. NCBI's taxonomy places the organism in Eukaryota, Metazoa, Chordata, Actinopteri, Labriformes, Labridae. The coding region runs from base 277 to 1827 and encodes 516 amino acids. Gene Ontology annotation, molecular function: hydroxymethylglutaryl-CoA synthase activity.
UUCUCUCACCAGACAUCGUGCUCGUCACACCAUUGGCCUUCUGACGCUGCUCCGGCGCGUGGUGGUGGUUCCUGCCGGUUCCUGACCUCUGAUUGGCCAGCAGCAUACGGGUCUUACCAACGCGCAUGUCCUCUGCUAGCUGUGAUUGGACGCCGGGGCCAGGUGCUGGAGAGAAGGCUGCUCGUUGCUCUGUCACCGUGACAUAUAAAUACACUGACACACAAACAACACGGAGAACACACUGUCACCGGCACCGGAGUCACCGUAACACACAGAAUGCCUGGUUCAGCCCCGAUUAGCUGUUUGGGACCAUGGCCCAAAGAUGUGGGCAUCAUCGCCCUGGAGCUGUACUUCCCAUCGCAGUACGUGGACCAGGCCGAGCUGGAGCAGUAUGACGGCGUGGCAGCGGGUAAAUACACGGUGGGCCUGGGCCAGGCCAAGAUGGGUUUCUGCUCGGACUGCGAGGACAUAAACUCUCUGUGCCUGACGGUGGUGCAGAGGCUAAUUGAGAGGAACAACCUGUCCUACGACAGCGUGGGCCGGCUGGAGGUCGGCACGGAGACCAUCAUCGACAAGUCCAAGUCGGUGAAGACCGUCAUCAUGCAGCUGUUUGAGGACUCUGGGAACACAGACGUGGAGGGCAUCGACACCACAAACGCCUGUUACGGGGGAACAGCGGCAUUAUUCAAUGCCGUCAACUGGGUGGAGUCCAGCUCCUGGGACGGUCGCUACGCGUUGGUGGUGGCGGGGGACAUUGCUGUCUAUGCAACAGGAAGUGCCCGGCCUACAGGGGGCGCUGGAGCUGUGGCCAUGCUGGUUGGACCAAACGCUCCUCUGGCCUUCGAGCGAGGUCUUAGAGGGACCCACAUGCAGCAUGCUUACGACUUCUACAAACCGGACCUGGUGUCGGAGUACCCGGUGGUGGACGGGAAGCUUUCCAUCGAGUGCUACCUGAGCGCGUUGGACCGUUGCUACUCCGUGUACCGCAACAAGAUCCAGGCGCAGUGGCAGAGAGAGGGAUCAGAGAAGCGCUUCAGCCUGGAGGACUUUGGGUCCCUGGUGUUCCACUCUCCGUACUGUAAGCUGGUGCAGAAAUCUUUAGCUCGACUCAUGCUCAACGACUUCCUGAGCGACCCCAACCCCAACACAGAGAGCGGACCCUUCACAGGACUCGAAGCCUUCAGGGAUGUGAGGCCUGAGGACACCUACUUUGACCGGGACGUGGAGAAAGCCUUCAUGAAGGCCAGCUCGGAGCUGUUUGAGACCAAGACCAAGAGCUCGCUCCUCAUCUCCAACCAGAACGGAAACAUGUACACGCCGUCCGUCUACGGCUGCCUCGCCUCGCACAUCGCACAACUGUCUCCCUCUCAGGUAGCGGGUCAGAGGAUUGGUGUGUUCUCCUAUGGUUCAGGAUUUGCUGCGACUCUUUAUUCUCUCAGAGUCACACAGGACCACACACCAGGGUCCACUCUGGACAAACUGGUCUCCAGUCUGAGCGACCUGAAGGACAGACUGGACUCCAGGACGAAGGUGUCUCCUGCCGUCUUCUCUGAGAACAUGAAGCUGAGGGAGGAGACGCACCACCUGGCUAGUUACGUUCCCCGGGGCUCAGCAGACGACUUGUUUCCUGGGACCUGGUACCUGACCCGAGUGGACGACAAACACCGCAGAGAGUACGCUCGCAGAUCUCUUGACCUCCACCUGCCUGCAGAACCAGACCUAGUCCGCUCCAACAACACCACCGAGCACAUCCCCAGUCCUGCCAAGAAGAUGCCUCGUAUCCCAGCAGCCCCUGCAGGACCUGAAGCUGCUGCCGUCGGUCACUGAGUGUGCUCAGACCGUCUCUGAGAUGAUGGACAGCGAGGAGACUGUAGAGACUAGAGAAGAGUAGAGGUCAAUGGUUAGACAGAGUGUAUGUUAAACUACAUCGUGGAGGAGGGGGGCUUGGACCUGGAUCUGGCCUCAUGUUGGUCCCUCUGAGGGACAGGACCCAUAUCUGACUCGCCUAUCGUUUAUUUUAGUCCCUUUUAUUUCAGGUUUUUUUAUGUUGGUGCUGAUGUGGGCGGGGCUUCAGCUGAUGUUUGCUGGAGUAUAAUGACAGACUUCCUGCCUGACAGGAAGAGGAAAUAAUGACUUAAUGACUGUUGAUUCAACGAAAACCAGGACAGAGCCUCAACUGUGUACCCUCUCUUCUUGUCUCCUUUCUCCUUGUCUCCUCUCUGUGUCCCCUCUCUGUCUCCUCUCUCCUUGUCUUCUGUGUGUCCCCCUCUGUCUCCUCUCUCCUUGUCUCCUAUCUGUGUCCCCUCUCUGUCUCCUCUCUCCUUGUCUUCUGUGUGUCCCCUCUCUGUCUCCUCUCUCCUUGUCUCCUCUCUCUGUCUCCUCAGGUUAGAGUCUCUGUCCUGAUGGAGACAAAGAAACACUCAGAGGUGUCUUUAUAUGAUGAUGUGAGAAUGUGAGAAUGUGAGAGUGUGAGAGUGAGAGAGAGAGAGACAGAGAGAGAGAGAGAAAGAGAGAGAGACAGAGAGAGAGAGUGUGGAGAGUGUGACAGAUCCUUCAUUGACUUAGAUGAAGUCUUUGUUUGGCUCUAAAGGUUAAUAAUGAUCAAUUAAUUUAAAGUCAGUCGUCCUGUGACGAGGUUCUGAAUCAUAACACACACAAACACACACAGACUCACACGCACAUAAACACACGCACACGCACACGUUGAGAAUCAAACUGGCAAGAACUACAGCUCCCAGUAUGUCCUGGAGUAUUUCCUGUCUGCAGGUUUGAACACCUCUUUUAGUUAAACCUGAAGUUUUUAAAGUCACCUGAAGUCGCAGGUGUUUUCCUUCCCAUGAUGCAUCAGUGCUGCAGGAGUCUGGGGGCAGGGCUUAAUGCACCUCUAAUGAUCUGAGCAGCGUCUGAAACUACAAACAAGCUUUAACUUCCAACCUGUUGGAUCAGACUGCAUCAGUCUAACAUGAACUAUAAUCACACCUGUAUUACCUGACGCCCUCAUAGCUCACCUGUCCCUCAGGUGAGCUGUACGUCUGCUGAUGCUGCCUCAUUUAAGACGUAGAUCAGCAGCAGUCUGAUUCUUCUCUGUGCUCCUCAUGUUUGGGUUACCUCACAGGUACGUCAGGUGAGCACUGCACACCUGUAUGAGAGGAGUGUGUUUGAUUGACCUGCUGCUGGAGGAGUGACGUGCUCAUGUUUACGCCUUAAUGUAAAGGGCUCAGAGGUCACACCACAGAGCCCUGCCCAUGCUCACGUCUCAAUCAGAAGCUUUUUUUUUUACUAUUUUUAAUUUCAACGUGACUGAACCAUCGAGUCCACCUCACGGGACAGGCUGCUCUGGGACCUGGUCUCGGUCCUUGUCCUGGAUCAGAGCAUCCUGGGCUGUGGGUGUUGGGUGUGAGUGUUCUUCAGAAGCCUUACAUGAAAUAAAAAGUGUGUGUGAAAUGUAAGCAGCUCAGAGUCUCAGACAUUAACACACACACCGUCUUUUUAUUGUACAGUCAGAGCCCUGCACACACACACGCACACACAAAUCUGAGUGUGUGUGUGGGGUGGGGAGGGCGGGGGGCGUGGUCACAUGACCCUCACCUGUUGGAUGAUGAUGAUGUAUAACUGUCAGAUUAUUUAUGCUGUGUAGAUAUGAAGCCUGUAUAAACUGUAGAUUCAGAAUAAACAGACCAUCCACACUU